CGGGUACAUAAACAGGCGAAAGUGCAAAACUUAGUAACCUGGAGAAGUGAACGGCUAUUUUAGCACCAGGGAAUGUCAGCAGCUUAUUAUAGGCCGAUGGCAGGCCUGUAGCAUGAGGUGUAGCUCCAAAUCAGCGCUACCAAGUUGUUCAGACAGCAACGAACGUCUUGUAGCUUGUAUAAGUUGAAGAUGAAGUUAAUAUUGCCUUUUCGGGCGUCGAUGAAGUUGCCAAAAGGUGCUCCAUGGCGCUAGAUCGGCCAAUAGUAGCACUGAAAUUAAGCGGCAGGUAAACGCGCGCAUAAAUUACCUAGUCAGGUUUAAUAGGAUUUCGCGUCGCGUCUCUGUCGCGUCUCCCACGACCGGCAAAAAGAAAUCAGAUAUCAGACAUCGGACAGUUGCAGAAUUGCAACCACAAGCAAUCACCUUACGCUGCCCACUAUGUCAAAUUCCGACAAAGAAGACAAUGAUAUUUUACCAGAUGGUCCGGAGUCAGAUACUGGCCAUGUCAAACCUGAAAGUGGAAACCAUGAUGAUUCCGCGGCGACCACCGCGCAACAAGGAGAAGCCGCAAAGCCCAAUUCCAUAGAGGCUAUCAAACUAGAAGAUCUAUUCGAUAGCGACGAUGAUGACGAAGAGUUUCCGGCGUCCAGCGCUGCUGCGACCUCAAAGCUUGAAAGCUCCCCAGAGCCGCCUCCCAAACCAUCUGAACCCGCUACAGUGCAAAUAGACUCAGACAUAAUGCACGCUUUCUACCUACGCCUCUUUCCAUUUAGAUACUUCUUCCAAUGGCUAAACCACGGCGUGAAACCCUCGCCGGACUUUGGGAACCGAGAAUUCUCAUUCACACUUCAAAACAAUGCCGUUCUACGUUAUCAAUCAUUCCCAACCGCAGAGCUCCUCCGCAAAGAAAUCCUCCACCUAAAACCUACCCGCUUUGAAAUCGGACCCAUCUACAGCACAAACCCGCGCGACCGCAAGUCUCUCCGGAAAGCCAGCCGCUUCAGACCCGUCUCCAAAGAACUAGUCUUUGACAUCGAUCUGACAGACUACGACGACAUCCGCACUUGCUGCACGAAGGCCAAUAUCUGCCAAAAGUGUUGGUCCUUCGCCACCAUGGCCAUCAAAGUCGUUGACGCAGCCCUGCGCGAGGAUUUCGGCUUCGAGCAUAUCCUCUGGGUCUAUUCAGGCCGCCGCGGUGCGCACGCCUGGGUCUGCGACCGGCGCGCCCGCGACUUGCCCGAUGACCGCCGCAAGGCGAUCACGGGCUACCUCGAAGCUAUCCGCGGCGGCAGCCAGAGCGGUAAGAAAGUCAACCUCAAACGCCCCCUGCACCCGCACAUCGCGCGCAGCUUGGAAAUCCUCAAGCCGUACUUCGCCUCCACAAUCCUCGUUGAGCAGGACACAUUCAGCAAACCGGAGCAGGCGGAGCAGCUCCUCUCCCUGCUCCCUGAUAAACCGCUCGCGGACGCGCUGCGGCGGAAAUGGGACUCGGCGCCCGAUCGCUCAAGCGUGAACAAAUGGAACGACAUCGACGCCCUAGCCAAGUCUACCAAGUCGCGCGCUGAGCAGCAGGAUGGGAAGGGGAGAGGCGGCGCCAGCAGCAGUAAUAGACCCAUAGACACCAAAGCGCUCCUAGAGGCGAAGCAGGACAUCGCGUUGGAAUAUACCUACCCGCGCCUCGACGCGGAGGUCGGCAAGAAACUCAUCCACCUACUCAAGAGCCCCUUCGUCGUGCACCCGGGCACGGGCCGCGUGUGUGUGCCCAUUGAUAUUCGGCGGGUUGAGCAGUUUGAUCCGCUGCGCGUGCCGACGGUCGGAGAGCUUAUUGCGGAGAUUAAUGCGUGGGAGGGCGGGGAUGAGUUGAGGGAUGACGAUGCUAACGAUGUUAAUAGCAACGGUGCUGCUGUGAAAGACGAACAGAUGGUUGGGGAUGUUUUGCCGUCCAGCACCGCUGAUAUCGACGGGAGGGGUAGGAAGGUGCAGGACUACGAGAAGACUAGUUUAAAGCCGUAUAUUGAUUAUUUCCGCUCGUUCGUAGCGGGCCUGCUUAAGGCGGAGAGGACGGGGGUGGGGAUGGGGAAGAGGGGGCGGGAGGAUGCGGAAGAGAGUGGGGCGAGUGCUAUGGAGUUUUGAGCAGGGAUGGAUGGUUUGUUUGAAUUUUUUUGGGGGGGAGGGUAUUCAUGCGAGUUAUUUACUUGAUGGCAAGGGCUCUGUUUCGCUGUUAUUCUUAUUAUAUGUGAUCAGAUGAGUUCUGCACAGGGUAUGAUUUGGGAGGGAGUUUUCCGGUCUUCUCUUUUAUUUCCUUUGGGCGGGAUUGGAGUUUAGAACCCAGCAGCGAGCAAAUGAACGGAUUCGAAUUGAGUUACUCAAGUAUCUUCUACCCCUAAAUAUUUCUAUAAGUAGGCGCGUAUGUAUAUGUAUCAGCCAAUAAAGGAUUUUUGAUACAGCGUGGAGUGAGUGCCCUUUGACGACCUAUGUUUUGCCCAAAACUGAGCCCCACUCUCUUCUAACGCGCAAAUAGAUUGCGUGCAUACGGAGUGCAGAAAUUAGAAAACCAAGUUAUCAGCCCCUUCAAAAUUUAUAUCAUUGAACGUCAAUGGAUCGUAUAAAUUUCUUUUGCUUGUUCUUCCUUCUAUCUUCCGGUGGUUGAGCCAAAAUACUGCACAUAACUUCAACCCUUUUACAACUUACCCCCAACAACGCAUCAUGUCCCCUAGUUUUGUUUACCGUAAAAAGAGAAAGGAUGGGGAGAAUUAGAAAAGGAAAAAUAGUAACAUUGACAUGGAUACUUUGAUGAGGAAGAUGAACUAUAUACUCCGUAUAAUGAAUAUAAA
Blastomyces gilchristii SLH14081 is the source of this 2834-nucleotide messenger RNA. RefSeq names its product DNA primase small subunit. The record is from RefSeq and is a predicted model, not a curated record. Gene Ontology annotation, cellular component: alpha DNA polymerase:primase complex. NCBI's taxonomy places the organism in Eukaryota, Fungi, Ascomycota, Eurotiomycetes, Onygenales, Ajellomycetaceae. Bases 439 to 2133 code for a protein of 564 amino acids. The transcript is spliced from 3 exons. Gene Ontology annotation, biological process: DNA replication, synthesis of primer.